AUGGAAGGCAGCAAGGCAGAAGAGGUGCUGGAUAUUCUCAGACUUAAUGUGGGAGGCUGUAUUUAUACAGCCAGGCGUGAGUCCUUGUGCCGCUUUAAGGAGUCGAUGCUUGCAUCUAUGUUCAGUGGACGAUUUCCUCUAAAGGUGGAUGAAACUGGGGCUUGUCUUAUUGAUCGUGAUGGAAAUCUGUUUAAGUACCUUUUGGAUUAUCUUCAUGGGGAAGUUCAGAUUCCUAAAGAUGAGCAAACUCGAAUUGCCCUGCAGGAGGAGGCUGAUUACUUUGGCAUCCCUUAUCCUUACAGUUUAUCUGACCACUUGGCCAAUGAAAUGGAGACAUAUGCUUUAAGGUCAAAUAUAGAACUUAAAAAGGCUUUGACAGACUUUUGUGAUUCUUAUGGGUUAGCCUGUAACAAACCAACUGUUUGGGUGCUACACUAUCUCAGCACAUCUGGUGCAAGCUGUGAGAGUAGAAUUAUUGGUGUGUAUGCUACAAAAGCAGAUGGAACUGAUGCUAUUGAUAAACAGCUAGGAGGAAGAAUUCGUAGUAUUUACAAAAGAGAGGCUGGAAAUAAUGUGCAGUACAUUUGGAGAUAUUAUUCAGUAGCUGAAUUGAAGAAGAUGAUGGAUGCCUUUGAUACUUGGGAAGGUGAAGGUAUCAGCUACUGGCGUGUUCCACAGGAAUUGAUAGAAUGUUGGACUCUUGAAGAGCGACCUUUACAGGGAAAUCUUCGUCACAUGGCUCCAAUUAGAAAAAGGAGCUUGGUAGCCUUGAAUGAAGAGGAAGAGAAUGGUGUGAACUGUAAAACAGGACCUAAACCCAUUAGAUUUUUGGGUCCUUCAACAAGUACACAUAUAAAAGUCAAGAAUUCUGCUUCAGUAAAGGUGGUUACAUCUAAUACUUCAAAAACCUCUUCUCAGAUGACAAUUAAACGGCCCAAUAGUGGCAGUCAUUUAGUUCGAUGCCAUACAGGGUCAAAAAUUAUACCUGACCCUGGCAUUGCAAUAUCUGUGAAUUCACAGAUACCUUGUGGAACUGGAAGUACAGAAAAUGGUGAAACACAUACAUCCCCAGUGAAGGCUUCCCUUUCAGAAAAGAAGCCAGCCCCUACUCAAGUGAUCAAACUGAAGCGGACUCCUCUGUGUACUGUAACACCUUCUCAGCUCUCCUCACCAGGACUGAAUAAAAGAAACCACCCCGAAACCUCUUCUGCUGAAAUACCUCAUACUUCCAGUGUAUGGACUCAAAAUGUGAAAAAGGAGAAUAACUAG
Messenger RNA from Gracilinanus agilis (Agile Gracile Mouse Opossum), 1269 nucleotides. RefSeq names its product BTB/POZ domain-containing protein KCTD18-like. The record is from RefSeq and is a predicted model, not a curated record. NCBI's taxonomy places the organism in Eukaryota, Metazoa, Chordata, Mammalia, Didelphimorphia, Didelphidae. Gene Ontology annotation, biological process: protein homooligomerization.